UAAAAGCAGGGAAACAACAAGAGGAAACCACAGGCAGGCUGUUGCUCGUAGUUUCUGCUUUCUGUCAAGCUGGUGCUGAUCCCUCAUGGUAAAGGUCACAAUUAUGUGCCCCCUUCCAUUUCUCCUCCAUCCCUUCCUGCUGCCACCAUCCUCCCCUCUGAGCAGCAUUUAAUUGUGAGGGGCUGAGCCGGGGGAAAGGAGUAAUCAGAUGAGAACAGAGGUGGGGGCAGUCACAUGGGUACACAUUCACUAUCCGGGGAUUAAUAAUUCUGCCGACUUGAUUGAACUUCAGCCUGUUCUCCCUCCCUGGUUAAAUCUGAGGUGGAGUUGUCGGGGAGGGGAGGCAAAAACAGUGACACAGGCAGAAGGGAGGGAAAGAAAACGAGAGAGUUGCAAGGACGAUAAGGGCUUCUCAGAUAAGAACAGAGAGGAGGCAGAGAUAGGGAAACAGAGCAGAGAGAGAGAGAGAGAGAGAGAGUGGGAGGAAGAAAGAGUGAGGAAAGAAGGCAGCGCAGUGCAGUUCAGGAGGGGAGGGGGGAAGAGAGAGAGAGAGGGAGAGAGGGAUGGAGAGACAGGAAGCCUCUGCUGCUACUCUGUGCCAGUGAGAUGCAGGCAGGCGGAGAGGGAAGAUGGAGCGAAAGGGGCCCCUGGCAUCUCCGAGACUCAACCCAGGGAGAGGGUGAGGGGGCUCAGGAGCAAAAAACAACGGAGGGAUCAGUGGGAGGAGAGGCUGAAACAUAGAGGAACGAAAAGAGGCUGGGCGAUGAAAUCAUAAACAGGGAAGAGGGUGGGCCCAAACUGAGGAGUAGAGUGGUGAAGGUGGGGGGCUGACUGAAAAAAAAGAAAAGUUUUUCCUGGAGAAACAGAGGAGCAAACAUCAGAGCAGAUAAAGCUUCUGUUAAUGGCAAAGGUAGGAGGAGGUUCAUGGAAGAAGAGGAGGAAGCUGCUCGAGUCUCAGGAGUCCUCCGGCUCCUCUUCGGUUUCUGAGGCUGCCGGACGUCGCCCAUCAAAAUGUUCUCGGACAGCCACGCCACGACGCCCGGGGAGCAGAGGGGUUUCAAGCCGCACGCCCCUCACUUCAUCCCGUGGCUGCGCAACAGUCUGAAAGCUCAGCACGGCGGCGGCGGUGACCUGGGCCUCAACGGGCCGCGCAAAUCCAACUCUGAGGCCCGCGACGCCCUGACCCCGCUGGGGAGGGCCAAGGGGAUCGGGUUCUUCUCCAUCCAAGGGAAGGAGCGAGCCAAGAAAGGGGAGCUUCGAUGCAACGGCAUCGGGAUGCUGCCGGUGGUGCUGAGGGGGCACCACAUCCUGCCAGGGAGUCUGGGGAAGCAGAAGGAGCACGCUCCCGCCAGGUGGGACAAGGCCAAACAUGGAGACCCCAACACACAGCCGGAGGAGGGAGGAGGGGACGGCUCUUCCACCACUUUGUACGACAGCGUCACGAAGAACCACAGCGGCAAGGCGAGCCUUCAGAAGGUGAAGGAUGACACGACAUCCACCGGGAAGUACGGGCCUUUAGUGGGACCCCCUCCGACCCCAGUCCCCGCUCUGCUGGCUGAAAGGCCCGACUGUGAGGUGCCUGUUGUGGUGUGCGUGGAGGACGGCGAGGGGAGGGCGUGGGACUACAGCACCUACCGAAAGAGAGACCUCCACUCCUCCGGCUGGCUGGGCUCGGACGCCCAGCACAGCUUCAGCUACAUCAACAGACACAGGAGCUCGCAGAGUCAGCGGGACCUGAGGGAGGGAGCCCUCAACGGACCCCUGAACGGACUCAUCUUCUCCGCCGAGAUCCCCCACAGAGGCCUGAGCUGUACCACGUCUCUGAGAGGCCCGAGGACACCCAGAACCACCUCGGAGCACGUCGCGGUCCUGGGUCAGAACCAAACGUGGGUGCAGCGCAGGCCAAACACGGAGGAGGACCCCCCGAGGAAGGGGGCGGUGUGCACGAGAAAGGUGGUCCGAAACCAGAUCAAACGAGUGAUGGACAACCUGGAGCAGGUCCUCGUCUCUCUGAGGGACAUCCAGCAGGAAAUGAAGGAGGUGGUGCAGCAGAUUGACUAUUUAACCUCCUCUAUUGAUUUGGACGAAGAGGAGGAGGAGGAGUGGAGGACCAGAGGAGACACUAAGCCUCAAAGCGACAGGAGCUACAGUUCUGGUUCCAGCUCCACUGAGGUCACAGUGAUCCACCAGAGGCCUCCAGGAGCUAAAACCCAGCCAGGACCCAUGGAGCCGUGCGGCUUCGUCAGCAGAGAUCAUCACGGCAGAAGCUGGUCUCCACAGAAUGCACAUCUGACCUCGAUCAGCUCGGGAGUUUUGUCAGAAAGGACUCGGACGCUUCGUCUAACGUGUGGUUCUGUGUCCACUUUGAGAAAAGGUGGGCCGCAGCAUCUUGCAAAUACCCUCCCCCCAUCAGAUCCGCCUCCGAUUCCAACCCUCCCCACUUAUGAUCACGUUCUGUCUCCCAGAAGAAGCAUUCCGAACCGACCUCCCACUCCUGGUCUUUCCCCUCUAACAGUGAACCUCCAUCACCCAGGCAGUCCCAGCUCACAGCCUCACUCUCCGGGUGGGGCCUCCUCUAUCAGGAUCUGCACCGUCUCCCCUGCCUCCCCCUUAUCCCCAAAGCCUUAUCCACCCCCUGCGCUCAGCCCAUCUGUCAUCAUAGAGACCAAAGUCAGAUCAAAUCAGACCCCACAACGCGAUCUCCCAUCUGCUGGUCUGCUGUCACCAUCCCUGAGCCCCCCUCAGUCUCGAAGCUGCCCACCCACCAAUUCAGAGACUCAGACCUCAUCUCUGGACGACCGAGAGCGCCGAGCAUCCUCAGUGGGACCCUCGCAUGUUAGCCAGCCCCCCGCGACGCGAGGCCGCAGAGGUCGCAAGCCUCCUCCGUACCCCCACAGCGGGCUCGCCGAGCCCACCAAGAAAGUCAAGGAGCCCCGCAAAGCUCCUCCGUACCCCGAGAGGAGACGGCUGCUGUCAACCAUCGUGUGAGACGACGCAGCAAGGAACAGUGGGAGGCUGGAUCGAACAGAGCCACGUAUCAGCACCGGUCACAUGUCUGCAGGCGUGUGCGUGUGUGCGUGUGUGUGUGUGUGUGUGUGUGUGUGUGUGUGGAGGGGGGUGAUUUAAGGCGAUUUAAGGCUCGGCAAAGUUGAGCCCAGCUCAAGUUUCCAAGGUGACGGGAUGCAGACACAACCUGGGUCAGGUCAGGAUCUGAAUGUGAGCAAGUCCUGUUCUGACCCCUGAGAGAGCCUGGGAGGUGACACCAGGGGACCGCUGCUCCCGCCGAGCAUCUCCUCAAAACCAGAGGCUCAUCUCCAGACACCGAAAAGGGCACAGAGCCAGAGCAGGAGGAGGAAACAUGCGCUCCCACUAAUGACGUGAAUGUCAGCACCGUCCUUGCUGAGGGGAAAGGAGGCGUGUCAAAGUGUGCUCCGCAUCGCAGACGACCACAUCAGACUGAGUCCGGACAUUAACCUUUUCCACCAAAACGUCAUGUAGCAAAAAAAAAAAAAAAAAAAAAAAAAGACAACUGCAACGGUACAAACAGAAGCUUGAUUUCUCUCUGGCUUUGCAUUAAAUUGGUACCAGCUGGGAUGCAGCCAAAGCCUUUGUUAGAGGAUAAAGAAUGUAAAAGUGCAGAAAAACAUCCUGUAACAGGUUUCCAUAGGGACAAUGAAGUGGUAUUAUUAACAUUAGAGCAGAGGAUGGGAGGUAAAGCCAGCGAAGUGCAGGAGGCAGCGUGGUUUAUUAGGUGGUCAGGGACACUCUGUCUGUUGGGUAACAAUGUGAAAUAAAAGACUUUUCAUAUAAAAGAUCCUAUUAAGGCUACAGAUAUUUAGUAGCAGACGCUAUAGCACUUUGUCAGGUGAUAAAAUGAAUACUUGUGAAAAAGACACCAUAAAGUUUGUGCUUUUAUAUUUUUGUGUAAAGAAUAUUUUCAACUAUUAGAAACAAGAAACUACGUUUGAGGACUGAACAGCGUAUAUUUUGAUAAAUGAAGACAUUUUUAAAGAGAUGCUUUAACAAUCGUUGAUGAGAUUUCUUGUUAAAAAAAACAAACAGCUGUUACAAAAAUAAAAAUGUCACAAAAGGUU
This is a messenger RNA of Austrofundulus limnaeus, 4094 nucleotides long. RefSeq lists its product as uncharacterized. Bases 1012 to 2988 code for a protein of 658 amino acids. The record is from RefSeq and is a predicted model, not a curated record. Lineage: Eukaryota; Metazoa; Chordata; Actinopteri; Cyprinodontiformes; Rivulidae. The transcript is spliced from 4 exons.